Messenger RNA from Salvia miltiorrhiza (redroot sage), 1374 nucleotides. RefSeq names its product chloroplastic lipocalin-like. Bases 245 to 1255 code for a protein of 336 amino acids. NCBI's taxonomy places the organism in Eukaryota, Viridiplantae, Streptophyta, Magnoliopsida, Lamiales, Lamiaceae. Gene Ontology annotation, molecular function: small molecule binding. The record is from RefSeq and is a predicted model, not a curated record. The transcript is spliced from 5 exons.
AAGUUCUACGACUUUGGUAGCCGGAAAAUACUACAAACUGCUUAACCAUCUUUUUUUCUUUUUUGAAGAAGAAGAAGCGACGGAAUUUGAACCGUAAAGCUCGUUAUUUACAAAUUAACAGUUUAGAUGUAAUGUCAUCUAUGCACAAGCCCCAUAUGAAAAUGACACCAUAAAGUUUAAUUUCUUCUAGUUAAUACUCUCAAUUCCAAAUCUGGGCUCGGAGAAGCAAGAAUUCCUCCUGAAAAUGGUGUACCAAUGUAGCAGUCUUGUAGCAGCUCAAUCGCCACCUCUAAUACAUCAAUCCCCUAAUUAUCCUCGCCCGCCCAGGAGAAUUCCAAACAGAGACAUGCCAGACUGCCGUAUUGAGAAACCUACAUCUGUUAAAUUUGGAAUUCAGCAAGCCAUAUCAGGUCUUGCAGCAUCAAUUGUACUAUUAUCUCAGACAGAUGUGGCGACAGCAACAAAUCUUUCUCAAAGCAAUAUAUCCCAGCUAGCAAGUGCUGCAGACAACAAGCUGGUUCUUCCUUCAGAGGCUGAUGAGGGAAAGGGAAUGCUGAUGUCGAUGAGAGGAAUGUCUGUAAAAAAUUUUGAUCCGACCAGAUAUGCUGGGAGAUGGUUUGAAGUAGCUUCCCUUAAGCGUGGAUUUGCUGGGCAAGGUCAAGAAGAUUGCCACUGUACUCAGGGCGUUUAUACAUAUGACAUGGAUGCACCUGCUAUUCAGGUUGAUACAUUUUGUGUUCACGGAGGACCUGAUGGUUAUAUUACAGGUAUAAGGGGGAAGGUUCAAUGCCUUUCUGAAGAAGAUAAGGAUAAGACCGAGACGGACCUUGAAAGGACGGAGAUGAUCAAAGAGAAGUGUUACCUUCGUUUCCCUACUUUGCCGUUCAUUCCCAAGGAACCCUACGAUGUACUAUCCACGGAUUAUGACAACUAUGCCCUUGUGUCUGGAGCUAAGGACAAAAGUUUUAUACAGAUAUACUCGAGGACGCCUAACCCGGGAGCAGAAUUCAUAGACAAGUACAAAUCUUCAUUGGCGGAAUUCGGGUAUGAUCCUAGCAAAAUCAAGGACACUCCACAAGACUGCGAGUACAUGUCGAAUAGCCAGCUUGCAGCGAUGAUGUCCAUGUCCGGUAUGCAGCGAGCUCUCACCAACCAGUUCCCUGAUCUUCAACUAGAUGGCCCUCUUGCUCUUGAUCCAUUCACCAGUGUUAUCGACACUCUCAAGAAGCUCGUCCAGCUUUAUUUCAAGCAAUGAUACUAUUCUCAUGUAAAUCUAUGUGUGUGUGAAUGACAACACUUGACCCACAGCACUCAAUUUUCAGUUCAUCAAGAAGAGGCAGUAAUACAGUACAGCUCAAUGUUAACAAGGAACAA